AUGGAAAAUUUGAAGAAGUCUUUUUUGCCUCCACGUGAGGUACAUGUUCAAGUGAAACAUUCACUGCCUCCUCAACAGAUUGAGAUCUUCAAAUCAUUAGAAGAUUGGGCUGAUAAGAACAUCUUGGUACACCUAAAGCCAGUUGAGAAAUGCUGGCAACCACAAGAUUUUCUUCCAAUGCCUGAAUCAGAUGGAUUCUAUGAUCAAGUUAAGGAGUUGAGGGAAAGAGCAAAGGAAAUUCCUGAUGAUUAUUUUGUUGUGUUGGUUGGAGAUAUGAUCACUGAAGAAGCCCUACCAACUUAUCAGACAAUGCUUAAUACCUUGGAUGGAGUUCGGGAUGAGACUGGUGCAAGCCUUACUUCCUGGGCAAUAUGGACCAGGGCCUGGACUGCCGAAGAGAACAGGCAUGGUGACCUUCUAAACAAGUAUCUUUAUCUCUCGGGACGAGUAGAUAUGAAACAAAUUGAAAAGACAAUUCAAUAUCUUAUUGGAUCAGGAAUGGAUCCUAAAACAGAAAACAAUCCCUACCUUGGGUUCAUAUAUACUUCAUUUCAAGAGAGGGCAACAUUCAUCUCCCAUGGGAACACAGCCAGGCAAGCCAAAGAGCAUGGGGACCUGAAAUUGGCUCAGAUAUGUGCUGUUGCCCAGCGGCUUGAAGUGUAUACUGCUAGGGAUUAUGCUGAUAUUUUGGAGUUUUUGGUUGGAAGAUGGAACAUAGAGAAGUUGACGGGUCUUUCGGGUGAGGGACGUAAAGCGCAGGAUUUUGUGUGUAGAUUGCCGCCCAGAAUUAGAAGGUUGGAGGAGAGGGCUCAGGGAAAGGCCAAGCAAUCAUCCACUGUUCCAAUCAGCUGGCUUUUUGGUAGAGAAGUAAAGGUUUAA
This is a messenger RNA of Prunus armeniaca (apricot), 879 nucleotides long. NCBI's taxonomy places the organism in Eukaryota, Viridiplantae, Streptophyta, Magnoliopsida, Rosales, Rosaceae. The record is from the annotation of a GenBank genome assembly.